This is a messenger RNA of Prorocentrum cordatum, 949 nucleotides long. The record is from the annotation of a GenBank genome assembly. NCBI's taxonomy places the organism in Eukaryota, Dinophyceae, Prorocentrales, Prorocentraceae.
GAGGAGACCUCAACCUCGUCGGGCUGGGCGCCCAAGCCACGGCCGAGGCCGUCGCCGAGGCGCUGCGGCGGGAGCGGGCGGAGCUGCGGGGCGGGAGCCGAGGACCACGAUGAACCCAAUCAUGAAGUUUCGGAGGUCGACGCGGAUCUCUUGGGUCGGCGAUGGACCCCCUGCUCUGGCGCGCGGCGCUCCUCGCCAGGGGCGGUGCCGGAGGCGCCGCCAGGGGUGUCAGGCCUGGCUCUGCAGGCGCUGAUCCGCAUCACGAGCUUCGCGGAGUUCGCCGCCGAGGCUGAGCACAGGCACAAGGCGAUGCUUUGCUAUAUCGAUGUUCGGUAUGCGGAUAUUUUGGGACGGGCUCCUCGAAAUGGUGCCACGUUUUGUGUUGCCAGUCGUUGGUUGGAAUUCGAAGUUUGACUGCGCUUUGCUUUACAAUCCUCGGUGAAUGACCUGCUGACGUACGCCUGAACUGCGCCUUGCUUCAUUACGCUUAGCUAUGUCACCCUUAUUUUACGCUGGGUGUGGUGCUGGCAUCGGGUCAUCAUGGUUUUAGGUCGCGCACCGUUGAUGUUGUCUUUGGGCCUCCCCCCUUCCACCACCCACUGUUACCUUGCUGGACAAUCCUGCUCGGUCGUGUUUUCUUUGUUUUCCUCCCCAUUUCGGUCCUAGAGCAGAUCCAUACUCCCCGUAUGAAGCGUGCAUUCAUGCCAGAUGCUCGACGACGAGCCGAUCACUCUUACAAAUCAUCCAGCAGCUUACGGCAGGCCCCGCCACCGUUCCGGCGCAGCAGCGCAGCAAGGAUGCGUCUGUUCAGAGCCCUGUAUGAACCGUCACAGGUCACAUUUUGAAGGGGUGCUCAGUUUCGUUCACCUCUUCAAUCCUCCUUCUGUUCCUCCCUCUCCCCCUCCUCCCUCCGGGACGCAUACGUGAGGCUUGAUAGGGGAUUUUUUUG